This is a messenger RNA of Aphidius gifuensis, 852 nucleotides long. Its product is annotated as lipase member N-like. Bases 1 to 753 code for a protein of 250 amino acids. The record is from RefSeq and is a predicted model, not a curated record. The transcript has 5 exons. Lineage: Eukaryota; Metazoa; Arthropoda; Insecta; Hymenoptera; Braconidae.
AUGAACUAUCAUAAGCAAAAAUAUUUCAUUUUAUUUUUGGUUGGAAAUAUUAAAGGACAAUGGAAUUACAGGAGAAGUACACUAUGUAACAACAGGAGACGGCUACAUAUUAACAAAUUAACUGAUGAUGGUUUAAAACAUGUUAAUUUAACAUCAGAUGACUCAAAAUUUUGGGAUUUCACUUUUCAUGAAAGUGGAGUUUAUGAUCUUCCAGCGAUAAUUGAAUACAUAACAAAAUUAACAAAACAAAAAUUAUUUUAUAUUGGUUAUUCACAAAGUACGACUUACGCUUUUGUCAUGGCUUCUCGACGUCCUGAUAUUGCCAAAAAAAUACGUUUGAUGAUACAUCUUGCUCCAAUUGCUUAUGAUAUUUGGAAUUCUUUUUUUGCUGGAGCUUCAAGAGGUACGUCAAUAAAAAAUCUCAUUCAUCAUUAUCAAAAUCUUGUGUCUGGAAAAUUUCGUCAAUUCAAUUAUGGUGAGAAAGAAAAUAUGAAAAUUUACAAUUCAACAUCUCCACCAGAUUAUGAUUUAACAGCAAUCGAUGUACCAACAGUAUUCUUCGCCGCAAAAAAUGAUUGGUUGGCAGAUUUUGAUGAUGCAAAAAAAGUUUACAAUAUGCUGGCCAAUGGAAAAGGUUUUAAUGUUGUAAAUUAUGAAUCAUUUGCACACCUUGAUUAUGUUUGGGCCAAGGAUAUUAAAAAAUUAAUAAACGAUCCAAUAAUUAAUUUAUUAAAUUCUUACAAAAACAUGUAAAAAAUUAUUAAUUGUUUCGUUAUAUAAACUAACAAUUUUAUUUAUUUAAAUACAAAUAAAUAUUUCAAAAUUUUUCAAAUAAAAUUAUCCUAAUACUUU